ACUCUGUCCAUCUGAUCUGCGUAAUUUUGUAUUCAAAAUACGAAAUUUCAACAAUGGUUGUUUGUUUAAACUACCUGAGUGGCUUUUGUCCAGCUGGACCAUCUUGCCUCCACGAGCACAGAGAAAGGGGCAACUUCCCCAACAUAAUCAAAGAUCAGUCAUUCGAGGAAGUGCGGCUGCGUCAUUACGAUGCUAAGCGGUUGAUUCCCCUCCAAUCCCUUGAACCGCCUGACUCAGCCUCUAGUCCCCCCGGGAGGGAAUGCACCCAACAGGAAGUUGUCACCAGCUCGACAAGGAGCGAGUUUUGCGACAAGGCCACUCCCACCCCGCCGAAACUGGGCAAACUGCCAGCACCGCAGAAGAUCAUGGAGUACCUGGACCAGCAUGUGGUAGGCCAGGAGCUAGCCAAGAAGGUUCUAGCGGUGGCAGUGUACAACCACUACAAGCGUAUCCAGCACAACCAAUCGCAGGCAAAGCAGCAGGGCGGAUUCUCCCUAGAUGACAUUGUAAAGCAGCGGUGCGAGUCCGACCUGAAUGACAUUCUAAAGCUCGCGCAGCUGGACAUCUCUGGGAGCGAGAGCACGCCCAACAGCACGUCGAAGAAUGAGGAGAAGCCCGAUCGCCCACGUUGUCAAUCCAGCGACAUUCAGCUGGAAAAGAGCAACAUCAUGAUGGUGGGGCCAACGGGCUCUGGGAAAACGCUAAUCGCUAGGACCAUCGCCAAGUGCCUGGACGUUCCCUUCGCCACCUGUGACUGCACCUCAUUAACGCAGGCGGGCUACGUGGGCGAGGACACCGAGAGUGUACUCUUAAAGCUGCUUCAGGAUGCCAAAUACAACGUGGAGCGCGCCCAAACUGGCAUCGUUUACCUGGACGAGGUGGACAAGAUUUGUGCUACGGCAGGUUUUAAGCAUCGUCGGGACAUUGGCGGCGAGGGCGUCCAACAGGGCAUGCUGAAGAUGCUGGAGGGCAGCGUAGUGCACCUGAUCGAACGGAAGCAUCAAUUUGGAAGGCAGGAACACUGCUUGGACACUACGAACAUCCUGUUCGUGGCUUCCGGCGCCUUUAACGGUCUGGAAAAGAUCAUCGCACGGCGCCUUAAAGGUUGCAAUCCUCUGGAAAUGGAUCAGGAGCAGCGGGAUAAGUGCCUGUCCCAAGUGCAGGCUAGGGAUCUCACCAAGUUCGGCAUGAUACCGGAGUUCGUUGGCCGUUUUCCGGUUGUAGUUCCCUUCCGUAGCUUGAAUGCGAGCAUCUAUGUGCGCAUCCUAACCGAACCGCGCAAUGCUCUAGUCCAUCAGUACAAGGCACUGCUGGGUUUGGAUGGAGUUGACCUGACCUUUACCGAGGAGGCCAUUGAAUCGGUAGCCCAACUGGCGAUGGAUAGGAACAUGGGAGCUCGCGGACUACGCUCUAUAAUGGAACAACUGCUUCUGGAUCCCAUGUUUUUAGUGCCCAGCUCGAAUAUUCGGCGAGUUCACAUUACGGGCGAUUGUGUCAGGGGCAGGUCCCCACCCGAGUACAGCCGUGUACCGAACGACCCGGCUUCUGGAGUCAAUUCCGUCGACGUCCCGUCUUCCGAAACCAUUGCCAUUGAAGCUAAAACCAUUUGAACUUAUAGAAGAAUUCAAAUCUCAACAUAUUUCAGUGCCAUACCCACGUUUUCUUUUGUUAUGUCUUGCAGGGACGUAAAUGCAGUUCCUAUUAUAAUACUCAAAUCGAAUUUAAGAAUUAUGUUAGCGUAGUGUAAAAAAAAUAAGUUAGUAAUUUGUUCGUCACAAUCUCACAAUGUAAACAUUACAUGUCCUUAAAGGAUAGUUAUAUUAAUAGCCUGUCAAAGCGGUGCUAAAAAAACUCAACAGUUGUUAAAACGUAAAGUAAAUGUUUUUACUUUUAAGUGAAAAAAGAAUAUAAUAAGUCAAAAAUAUGUACAUAAUACUAACGACAAUAAAAUAUAAAUAAGAUUUUUUA
Drosophila biarmipes is the source of this 1968-nucleotide messenger RNA. RefSeq names its product ATP-dependent Clp protease ATP-binding subunit ClpX. Lineage: Eukaryota; Metazoa; Arthropoda; Insecta; Diptera; Drosophilidae. Gene Ontology annotation, molecular function: metal ion binding; ATP-dependent protein folding chaperone; ATP hydrolysis activity. The transcript has 2 exons. Gene Ontology annotation, cellular component: mitochondrial matrix. Gene Ontology annotation, biological process: protein catabolic process; protein folding; proteolysis. The record is from RefSeq and is a predicted model, not a curated record. The coding region runs from base 54 to 1610 and encodes 518 amino acids.